CCAUGUGGCAUCCCGCCAUCUUAGACUAAAUUCGCAGUGCAGCCCUGGAAAUUGCAAAUUUUAUUUAGAUACUCGCGUCAACCAAAAAAAAAAACAAUAAAACAGCCUUAAUGUGCGAGGAAUAAACAGCGAAUCGAGUCGAACGCGUUCAGCAGCACCUCUAGCACCCGGGACACACAAAAUGGAGGCUCUAAUUCCAGUUAUAAAUAAGUUGCAGGAUGUCUUCAACACGGUGGGCUCCGACUCAAUACAGUUGCCCCAAAUUGUUGUUCUCGGCAGUCAGAGCUCCGGCAAGAGUUCCGUCAUCGAAAGCGUGGUAGGACGCUCCUUUCUUCCGCGUGGAACCGGAAUCGUCACCCGCCGUCCCCUAGUAUUGCAACUGAUCUACUGCCCCCUCGAUGAUCGCGAGAACCGCUCUGCCGAAAACGGCACCUCCAAUGCCGAGGAGUGGGGACGUUUUCUCCACUCCAAGAAGUGCUACACGGACUUCGACGAGAUUCGUCAGGAAAUCGAAAACGAAACGGAACGUGCUGCUGGCAACAACAAAGGAAUCUGCCCCGAACCCAUAAACCUAAAGAUAUUCUCCACAAAUGUGGUAAACUUGACGCUGGUGGACCUGCCAGGCAUCACUAAGGUGCCCGUGGGUGAUCAGCCGGAAGACAUCGAGGCGCAGAUAAAAGACUUGGUGCUCAAGUACAUUGAAAACCCCAAUUCAAUAAUAUUGGCCGUGACGGCGGCCAAUACGGACAUGGCCACCAGCGAGGCGUUAAAGCUGGCCAAAGACGUGGAUCCUGACGGUCGCCGCACCCUGGCGGUGGUCACCAAGCUGGACCUGAUGGACGCCGGUACUGAUGCCAUAGACAUACUCUGCGGCCGAGUUAUUCCUGUCAAGCUAGGCAUCAUCGGCGUGAUGAACCGCUCGCAAAAAGACAUUAUGGACCAAAAGCACAUCGAUGAGCAGAUGAAGGAUGAGGCCGCCUUCCUGCAAAGGAAGUACCCCACUCUAGCCACUCGGAACGGCACACCCUACCUGGCCAAAACUCUCAAUCGGCUGCUGAUGCACCACAUCCGGGACUGUCUGCCAGAUUUGAAGACCCGUGUAAACAUAAUGUCCACGCAGUUCCAAUCGCUGCUAAACUCCUAUGGCGAGGAUGUUUCGGACAAGAGUCAGACGCUGUUGCAAAUCAUCACCAAGUUCGCCAGCGCAUACUGCUCCACUAUCGAGGGUACGGCGAGGAAUAUCGAAACCACAGAGCUGUGCGGUGGCGCCCGAAUCUGUUACAUAUUUCACGAGACCUUUGGCCGCACUCUGGACUCCAUUCACCCGCUGGCGGGCCUAAGCAAAAUGGAUAUACUAACGGCCAUUAGGAAUGCGACAGGUCCCCGGCCGGCUCUCUUUGUUCCGGAAGUAUCCUUCGAGCUUCUGGUGAAACGACAAAUCCGACGCCUUGAGGAGCCCUCCUUGCGUUGUGUGGAACUAAUCCAUGAGGAGAUGCAGCGCAUUGUGCAGCAUUGCGGCAACGAAGUGCAACAGGAGAUGAUGCGCUUCCCAAAACUGCAUGAAAAAAUUGUGGAUGUCGUCACGCAACUGUUGCGGCGGCGGCUCCCAGCGACCAAUGUGAUGGUGGAAAACAUUGUGGCCAUCGAACUGGCCUACAUCAACACCAAGCACCCCGACUUCCACAAGGAUGCUGCACUUGUGCCAAGUUUGCUGAAAACUGACAAUGAUCCCUACUCGCAAAUGAAUCUAGGAAGCCAACGAAGGGCUAACACACCACGCAACCAUAUGUCGCCACAGGUUUCGGCCUCGCAACAACAGCAGCUGCAAACCAACCAACAAAAUGAUGCACACGAGCAGAAUCAUAUUGGAGAGAACUCGACGGCAUCGACUGCUAGCACCUGGCUGUCCAAUAUUCUACCACCAGCUCCAAUUCGACCAGACAGCAUUGAAAACUCGGCCAGCAACACGCCAGUUCACAACAAUAUUGUUAGUCCAGUGAAGCCAGUCAAUUUGCUUCCGGAUGUGCCGGCAAACCACAACCCUCGCCGGCUAACUGACAAGGAGCAAAAGGACUGCGAUGUCAUCGAGCGUCUGAUCAAAUCGUAUUUCUACAUUGUGAGAAAAUCCAUUCAAGAUUCGGUACCAAAGGCCAUAAUGCAUUUCUUGGUUAACUACGUUAAGGACAACUUGCAAAGCGAACUGGUUACCCAUCUCUAUAAGUCGGACAGGGCUGAAACGCUCCUAAAUGAGUCUGACCAUAUUGCAGUGCGCCGAAAAGAGGCCGCUGACAUGCUAAAGGCUCUGACGCGAGCGAACCACAUUAUCAGCGAAAUCCGCGAGACUCACAUGUGGUAGACUGGGCAAAGUUUUACGGAAUCAGUUUCGACUUAAUAAUCCCCACAUAUAAGCAACAUAAAAACUAUUUAUUGAAGACGCGUUUGAAGCGAAAUUCUCCUACUUUGUUAAAUGUUUUCCUACCCAAGCACUAAAAUAUCAUCAAGUUGCAUGCAAACCACCA
This is a messenger RNA of Drosophila ananassae, 2519 nucleotides long. It is a transcript of the gene Drp1, whose product is annotated as dynamin-1-like protein. Gene Ontology annotation, biological process: mitochondrial fission. Gene Ontology annotation, molecular function: microtubule binding; GTPase activity; GTP binding. Lineage: Eukaryota; Metazoa; Arthropoda; Insecta; Diptera; Drosophilidae. The transcript has 8 exons. The record is from RefSeq and is a predicted model, not a curated record. Gene Ontology annotation, cellular component: microtubule; cytoplasm; mitochondrion. The coding region runs from base 182 to 2356 and encodes 724 amino acids.